GUGAGACAUUUCUAAAGAGGAUGGGGGUACAGAUAAAUAACUUUACUAGACUAGGCCUGUAGUAAUGAAAUGUCAGGUCAUUAGAUAUUUAAAUACAAAUAGCCUACUAUUUUCUACUUGUAGUAUUGUAUAGAAUGUUCAUCCCAACGGACUUUAAGGUAUAGAUACGUAUUGAGAUAAAUAGAAAAACAAUUUGAUCGGUUAGACCUGGGGUUGACCUUAUUUAAGAAUGCCUCAUAAUCGUGGCGAAACGUCAUACGAAGGAAAGGAUAAUAUCAUUUUUUAUCAACAAUGGGAAAAUCAUUCAAUGUUCAAGAGUCGCGAACAAGGUGAGGUUAUCCCAGGCCGUACAUUGAUAUUCCAAUCUCAACCUCCUCCAGAAAGUAGGGUGAAGCAGCAGAACAGACCAUACAACAUAGCAGCAAUAUGUGUGGUCGUAUGUGCUGUUCUUGCCAUCGUCUUAGUGACAGUUAUAUCUUUGACCAGGUCGGAAGGCUGGAAAGAAAAUCCAACGAUUGAUAAAGACAAUAUAUCCACUACUUCAAGUGGUAUACAUGAAAUCACUACUACAUCUUGAGUCUCCAACAAUAGCCACAACAGACUUGUCAAAACCAAAGCGCCAUUACCUCUGCUCUGACCAACAAUCCAAUGAGAAAUUCAACUUGAAUUGAAUGGCUUAAAAUGUGAUAAUUAGGAGUUAGAUGUCGUUUGCGCAGCUGGAGACUGCGUAGUAUAUAGUGAAGAAAAAUAAAGUUUAAGAUAAUUCAAAAUCUUAAUUCAAAUACUCUUACUUCAAGGUACAUUCUUUACUUUGUAUCAUCAAUUGCAAUUAAGCUAGUCUGCUAGUCUGACUCAGCCAAGGGGUUGAUGCCUUUGGGGACAUAAGAAUCGCAUUGUAUAUGUGUGUUGAUUAUAUGUGAAC
Messenger RNA from Owenia fusiformis, 922 nucleotides. NCBI's taxonomy places the organism in Eukaryota, Metazoa, Annelida, Polychaeta, Sabellida, Oweniidae. The record is from the annotation of a GenBank genome assembly.